CGCUGGCUGCCCGUGGGGGCUGCGCCGCGCCCGCGCCCCGUGCGGAGGACCUCAGCCUGGGAGUGGAAUGGCUGAGCAGGUUCGGCUACCUGCCCCCAGCGGACCCCGAAACGGGACAGCUGCAGACCCCAGAGGAGCUGUCCAAGGCCAUCGUGGCCAUGCAGCGGUUCGGAGGCCUGGAGGCCACCGGCGUCCUAGAUGAGGCCACCCUGGCGCUGAUGAAAACCCCUCGAUGUUCCCUCCCUGACCUCCCGGCUGCGGCCCCAGCUCGAAGGAGACGCCAGGCUCCAGCCCUGACCAAGUGGAACAAGAGGAACCUGUCGUGGAGGGUCCGCACGUUCCCACGGGACUCACCCCUGGGCCGCGACACAGUGCGGGCGCUCAUGCACUACGCGCUCAAAGUCUGGAGCGACAUCACGCCCCUGAACUUCCACGAGGUGGCCGGCAGCGCCGCCGACAUCCAGAUCGACUUCUCCACGGCCGACCACAACGACCGCUACCCUUUCGACGGCCCAGGCGGCACAGUGGCCCACGCCUUCUUCCCGGGCGACCACCACACCGCAGGGGACACACACUUCGACGACGACGAGGCCUGGACGUUCCGCUCCUCAGAUGCCCACGGCAUGGACCUGUUCGCGGUGGCUGUCCACGAGUUUGGCCACGCCAUCGGGCUGAGCCACGUGGCAGCCACACGCUCCAUCAUGCAGCCGUACUACCAGGGCCCGGUGGGUGACCCGCUGCGUUAUGGGCUCCCCUAUGAGGACAGGGUGCGCAUCUGGCAACUGUACGGUGUGCGGGAGUCGGUGUCCCCCACGGCCCAGCCGGACACCCCAGAGCCUGAGGAGCCACCCCUCCUGCCGGAGCCCCCUGACAAUCGGUCCAGCACCCCGCCCAGGAAGGAUGUGCCCCACAGAUGCAGCGCCCACUUCGACGCGGUGGCCCAGAUCCGCGGCGAGGCCUUCUUCUUCAAAGGCAAGUACUUCUGGCGGCUGACCCGGGACCGCCACCUGGUAUCGCUGCAGCCGGCACAGGUGCACCGUUUCUGGCGGGGCCUGCCGCUGCACCUGGACAGCGUGGACGCCGUGUACGAGCGCACCAGUGACCACAAGAUCGUCUUCUUCAAAGGAGACAGAUACUGGGUGUUUAAGGACAAUAACGUAGAGGAAGGAUACCCGCGGCCUGUCUCGGACUUCGGCCUCCCGUCGGGCGGCGUCGAUGCCGCCUUCUCCUGGGCCCACAAUGACAAGACUUAUUUCUUUAAGGACCAGCUGCACUGGCGCUACGAUGAGCACACACGGCGCAUGGACCCCGGCCACCCCGCCCAGAGCCCCCCGUGGAGGGGCGUCCCCAGCACGCUCGACGACGCCAUGCGCUGGUCCGACGGUGCCGCCUACUUCUUCCGCGGCAAGGAGUACUGGAAGGUGCUGGACGGCGAGCUGGAGGUGGCGCCCGGGUACCCGCAGUCCACUGCCCGGGACUGGCUGGUCUGCAGAGACCUACCCGCCGACCCCGAGGGCACGGAUGGAGAGGCCGGGGCCCACGCGCGGCCGGGACAGCGCGACCAUAGCCGCUCGGAGGACGCCUACGAGGUCUGCUCCUGCACUUCCCUCGCCGCCCCUGCCCCGCAGGCCGCGGGCCCACUGCUGGCCGCACUGCUGAGCUUCCUGUGGACAGCGGCCCAGGCCCUGACGCUGUGACAUUCGGUGCUGGCCUUCUGGCCAGGGCCCGGAGCUGCGAAGUGCAAGGACUGGUGCCAGCCCCUCCAGCGCCCUAGGCAAGCGUGGAAGCAGAGCGGACCCCGCCUCGCUGGUGGGGACGGGCGCCCCCUAUUCCCGGGCCGAGGCCACCGGGUGCAGCCUCCCUAGCUCUUGCAGAGGCCAGCAGAGGGCGCUGCUCCUCGGGCGGUGGAUGCGGAGUAGCGCUCUCCUGGCCUUGACUGCGGGCUGUGAGCUGGGAAGACUUCGCUACCGCCCUGAUGGGGGCCAGAGCCGUCUUUUCAGCCUGUGAGUGACGGCAUCUCACGGAGAUUAACAGAAGAUUAACAUCUCAUGGAGAUUGACAGGAAUGGGCAGGGGUGGGGGCGUUACAUCUGGCCUCGGGGCCCUCAGUUCCGCAGGCCCUCGAAAGGGCAGCUCGGGGGUCCCACGGGCACCCCCCUCCCCAUCACCGGACCGCACUGCUGCCCCUGGUGCUUCCGCCCACCCGUGCGGCUUCCUCUCCUGGUCCCUGUGGGCCUGCUGGUUGCCUUGAUGAGGGCAGCCUCCCCACACACAGGCGCGCCCCCAAGCUGGGGCCGUGGUGGUCUUGUGACGCAUUUCAAACAAACACGACCUCUUCCUGCUU
This is a messenger RNA of Dama dama (fallow deer), 2343 nucleotides long. It is a transcript of the gene MMP17, whose product is annotated as matrix metallopeptidase 17. Gene Ontology annotation, biological process: extracellular matrix organization; collagen catabolic process; proteolysis. Lineage: Eukaryota; Metazoa; Chordata; Mammalia; Artiodactyla; Cervidae. The transcript is spliced from 10 exons. The coding region runs from base 159 to 1697 and encodes 512 amino acids. The record is from RefSeq and is a predicted model, not a curated record. Gene Ontology annotation, cellular component: extracellular matrix. Gene Ontology annotation, molecular function: zinc ion binding; metalloendopeptidase activity.